Messenger RNA from Microtus oregoni (creeping vole), 1990 nucleotides. RefSeq names its product Kazal type serine peptidase inhibitor domain 1 (gene Kazald1). The record is from RefSeq and is a predicted model, not a curated record. Gene Ontology annotation, molecular function: insulin-like growth factor binding. Gene Ontology annotation, biological process: regulation of cell growth; regulation of signal transduction. NCBI's taxonomy places the organism in Eukaryota, Metazoa, Chordata, Mammalia, Rodentia, Cricetidae. Bases 733 to 1665 code for a protein of 310 amino acids. The transcript has 5 exons. Gene Ontology annotation, cellular component: extracellular region.
UCGGCCUCUCUGCGGCCGCUAGCCAGUUCCGACCUCUAAUCACAGGGCUCCUCGCGGGUCCAAGCACCUGCCCUAAAGUGGGAGGGAGGUGACCAGAUGUGGGAUGGCAGAUAGAUGCGCCCCGGUGGAGAAACUGGGUGGGCACAGCCGCACACUGUCCCGGAGGAAGCCGGCCCUGGGCCUGCCCUCCAGAGGCACCCAAACAUCAACGUAAAAUUUCUUAGCAACAGAACCCCAUCCUUCUUCCCAUUAUGCAUGCAGCUGUUUGCCGCUCGCAGAAACUAAAUGAGAUGAGACAGGACCUAGGGGUUCAGCCAACAGUUUGAGAUCCUCUGCCAUUCCCACCCCUACUCUUCGUCCCUACACACCAUUACUUUCCUAGCUUCGGUAUCCGGUUGCGGCUGCUCUGAGCGCUCACAGUGACUAUGGGCUAGGGUGGAAGUAAAAGGCGCAGGGAGGGUCCCUGUAGGCACCGAGGUAAAAUUACCGGUCUCAGAACCUGGGAAGAAGGCGGGUAUUCUAGGGGCGGGGAGAGGGGGCGGAGGAGCUUCUCUUUGACUCUCAGUCUGUGGCUGCCAGAGAUUCCCGAAGAAAGCAGAGGUGGCUAGCGGGUCUGGCUGGCCGUGCGUGCAUCUCUUUCCGUUCCCCUGCCGGUUCUUUAGGAUUGGAAAUCGAAAUCACAGCUGUUACGAAGGGCCUAAUCCAAGGCACUAGGGUGCCACCUACGCGCUGAUGCCUCGAAUGCUCACAGGGCUUCCAGCUAACCAUGCUGCACCAACUCUGGCGCUGCCCCUGCUACUGUUACUGCUGGUGCUGUGGACCCCGCUCCCCAAUAGCGCGAGGCGGUCCAUAGGCACUGAUUACUUGCGGCGAGGCUGGCUGCGGCUACUAUCCGAGGGCGAGGGCUGUGCUCCCUGCCGGCCAGAAGAGUGCGCUGCGCCGCGGGGCUGCCUAGCAGGCCGGGUGCAGGAUGCGUGCGGUUGCUGCUGGGAAUGCGCCAACCUGGAGGGCCAGCUCUGCGAUCUGGACCCGAGCGCCAACUUCUACGGGCGCUGUGGCGAGCAGCUCGAGUGCCGGCUGGACGCGGGCGGUGACCUGAGCCGAGGAGAGGUGCCGGAGCCGCUGUGUGUCUGUCGCUCGCAGAGCCCACUCUGUGGUUCCGACGGCCGCACCUACGCGCAGAUCUGCCGCCUGCAAGAGGCCGCCGGCGCUCGGCCUGAUGCUAACCUCACUGUGGUGCAUCCAGGGCCCUGCGAAUCGGAACCCCAGAUCGUGUCACAGCCCCACAAUAUUUGGAAUGUGACUGGACAGGAUGUCAUCUUUGGCUGUGAGGUGUUUGCCUAUCCCAUGGCCUCCAUUGAGUGGAGGAAAGAUGGUUUGGACAUGCAGCUGCCAGGGGAUGACCCCCAUAUCUCUGUACAGUUUAGGGGUGGACCUCAGAAGUUUGAGGUGACUGGGUGGCUACAGAUUCAGGCUUUGCGUCCUAGCGAUGAGGGCACCUACCGCUGCCUUGCCCGCAAUGCCCUGGGCCAAGUCGAAGCCUCUGCUACCCUGACAGUGCUCACACUAGACCAGCUCAACGCCACAGGAUUCUCCCAGCUGCAAUCGAUGAAGUCGGUUCCCGAGGAAGAGGCAGACAAUGAAGAGCUGGAGGAUUACUACUAGGUCCAGCUCUCUGAUCUGUGGCCGUGGGCGUGUGGAUAUAGUAGCUACCCCUGCUGUGAAGAAGACAUGAAGAAGACCGGACAGGGCGAGCAGGGUCCUUCUAUGGAUUGUAGCCUCAGUUUCCCUCUCCUCAGAACUAAUUUCCCAGAAGCUUCCCACCUAGGGCACUUACUAACCAUAGCUCUUUCUGUGAGAGCACAGUGGACCUGAUCUAGCUCAGUGCAGCGAGAAGGCUAGGUCAGCUUCUAGUCUUGUGCCGCUCUAGUGGACAAAGCCCACCCAGUCUGUGACUAGACACAGUGGGCACCAAUAAAAAAAUAUAUAG